Molecule: messenger RNA, 655 nt
Organism: Oryzias latipes (Japanese medaka)
Lineage: Eukaryota; Metazoa; Chordata; Actinopteri; Beloniformes; Adrianichthyidae
Gene: gal
Product: galanin/GMAP prepropeptide
Biological process (GO): neuropeptide signaling pathway
Cellular component (GO): secretory granule; extracellular region
Molecular function (GO): neuropeptide hormone activity; galanin receptor binding
Source: RefSeq, a predicted model, not a curated record
AGCGGCGGGGUCGCCCAUAAAAGCCGGCCGGUGCGCGCGGAGCGUCCAAACCAGUUACCAGAGCGCACAGAUUCUGCUGCAGCCAUCUCUCCCGCUGAAAAGAUGCACAAGUGCUUGGGGAUCCUCUGCGCGUCGCUCAUCUUCUGCGCGGCGCUGUCGGAGAGCAUCGGGCUGGUUAUCGCGGCAAAGGAGAAGCGAGGCUGGACCCUGAACAGUGCUGGAUACCUGUUAGGCCCCCGUCGUAUUGAUCACCUAAUUCAGAUAAAGGAUUCCCCCAGUGCCAGAGGCAGAGACGACCUGGUCACUCCAUAUGGAAUAGACGGACACAGGACACUCGGGGACAAGCAGGGUCUGGCUGGAAAACGGGACAUGGGCCAGGAGGAGGACUUCAGACCAGGCUCGCUGAGAAUAGCAGAUGAGGACAUCAUUCACACCGUGGUGGAUUUCCUGUCCUACCUCAAACUCAAAGAAAUGGGAGCUUUGGAAAACUUGCCUCCUUCUGUCACAUCAGAUGAAAUGACCAACCCCUAACUAGACCGUCUGUCUGUCCACGCCCUUCUUCACAUGACUUCAAAUCCCUCCAGUCUCUGAUGCUCCUCAAAAAUAACAGUGGGAUAUUUGUUAUUUGUGUAAAUAAACCCGUAUGUCCUCCAGA